GCUGCUAAAGGGCAUGGGGUUAAAGGGCAAGGUCACCUCGAAUGAUAAACAACUCGUGGGUUCAACUUCCCCAUGUAAACUGUUCGUGGACUUGACCCUGAAUGCAUUUUGAACAGAAACGUGCAGAAGACUGCGCAGAAUGGCGUCUAAUGAAGCUGGAAGCAGGAACAUAUGUGCUCGCCUACUGCUGAAUGAAAAAGGAACGCUAACAAUAACUGAAGAUCCAUCUGCAUGCGUCCCCAACACAAAGAAUCAGUUAUUAAGUGUGACAGGUCCAGGCGGUGAAGUUAAGGAGUUCUACUAUGGUAAAGCCCCUGAUGAUCAACCUGUACUCCGUGUUGAUCCUGAAGACAAAGCAGAUUCUUGUCCUGUCACUACAUCAAACACAGGUCCGAACAAAUCAGUGCUGACAGAGUCUCAGGCAAAGUCACUAGCUGUGAUGCUGUCUACGGUACAAUCUCAGAUUACAGCGAGGAAGCCUUGGGCAUUAGAUCACAGCUAUACUAUGAAAGACGGUGAUGCUUCUAACACUAAGCCACGUGUCUCUCCUGCAGUGAAGAAGGCAGAACAGGCUAAAGUGGAAAGUGAAAUACUGAAACGGGUCAACGAGUCAAUCAAAUACAGUCUACCCAGUUCAAGUAAAUCUUCAGUUUACAGUUCUACAAACGGAAGUCGAUAUGACUUAAUGACUUCAAAGUCAUCGUAUUCUGCAGGGGAUCAAAGUUCCCGUCCACCAGCCUGUGGGCAUCUCCCAAAACCCAAUUUAAGUCCAGCAUCUAUUGCUACAACAGAUGGUGGUGCGCCUUCUUCAAAAAAACAAAGCAAAUAUGAAGGUGCUUCGGGAAUAUUAAAACAAUUAAGCGCUUCGGUCCCAGUACUAGUUAUGCCAGGAAACACUAGAUCUCUAGCCACAGGGCCUGAGUGUCAAUCCUCCCCAGCCUUAAACAGGAUACCCCAAAUCCCAGUAGCACCUGGGAAACAGUACAGACAACGACAGACAAGGGCACAAAUGCGAAAUGUGACCCUGAAGUCAUCAGGUGUUAUGGGUUAUCUCAAGGACAUGCUGGCAUCGAAAAUAAAUGUCAAAGGACAGGAGGUGACUCCUCACUGUGGCAAGGGUGCACUGAACACAACACAGACUGUUCCAGUAUCUAGGCAGGCACCUGUGCAAAAUGUUUCAAUGCCAAGACGACAAUCUCCUGGAGUUGCUCAUAGUGGUACUGCGCCAAAGGAGAAUCAGAAAAGCAUACAAAACCAAACCGCUAUUGAUCCUGUUUUGCAGAGGAUGCUGAAAAAUGUCCAGAAAGCAUCUGCCUCUAUCAAGGAAACACUUCCUGUACCAGUUUCAGAUGCAUUUAAUUCUAAUUCACCUCCAUGUAAGCCUCAAUCUAAAAAGGUUCCAAACGUCCAAGAAAAGGGUAACCACCCCAGAGAGGUGACAGUAAGAGUUUAUCCCGAUAAACCAGGAGAAGGUGUAAAACCUGACCCCAGGAAUCUGGUCCAGGUCAAUCCACAUUCAGGACUGCCCGUACUGAAUGCCCCUCAAAUCGCAUUCGUACCAGACGUAGUGCCAAGGUACUGCAUGCCAGUUGUGAUUACACAAACAUCGUCUUCUAAUUCUUUUCCUUUGGUGUAUAACCAGUGUACUCCCUCAGGAUCUGUUGGGAAAACCAUUAUUGUCACCACAAAUACUCAAGUCCCAAUAGGCUUGGGAACAAAUCUUCCACCUACUUCCACAAAUGCGAGUGAAUGUAGUCCUGUGAGCAGUAAGGCUAUCUCUUUCAGUGUUCCAAGUACACAGGGGCAAAAGACAGCGGCAGUUAUUGACCAACAGACUCACGUACAUCAGCACCAAAUUGCAGACUUGGUGCUACCUAGGAUAGAAUCAGUUUUUUCACUGGCCCACACUGAGGGCACAGAGACUCAGAAAAAUAAUUUGAACAAGGAUAUGCUGAAAGUCAAAUCAAACUCCGGAGUUAGUUGUUAUUCUAAAGGUCCUGGAAAGACAAAAGUGAGGAAAGUUGAUGAUGUGGAAAGGGAAAAGGGUAAUGGGCCACACACAAUAGAUGUUCCGACUGCUCCGUUCAUUGGUGUCACACAGCCAAUUAAUAAUAAUGACACACCAGGUGGUAUCAACAGUAGUACAGUACCAGAUUCAAAUGAAGAUGGACUUUCCCCAAGAAGUAGAUAUCGAAAAGCUCCAAAGCGUCUUGUUGCUGAGGAUCUUCCAACAUUUCCAAAGAGCAUCCAAAAACAGAAACCUAAUCUAAGACCUAUCAUCUUUGAUCCGUGCUUCGUGGUCCUUGAACGGAUUGCCAUUUCUUCAAACCGAAAGAUAACCAAAUUAAAACAGAAGAGAAAAAGCAAAGAAUACAUAAGCUGUUCAAAACGAUGUCGAGAACUGUUUUUAAGGAGACUUUGCGAAAAGCAACAACUUCCAGGUAAUCAAUGUACUCGCAAAGUGAAUGAUCGUGACAGGCAGGCGGGCGAGCAUGAACCAAGCGUUUUGAGAUGGAUAAAGAGAAUUCAAUCAAAAAGAAAGAUUAACACGGAACCAGCGAGUCCAAACGAAGUGAAACGGUAUGCGAGUGCGGCCUACCACGUGCCUGGGAAACUGAUAACUGUUGGCACAAUAGGAAAUACUGAUGCCAAAGGGAGCAAGUACGUUGUGGUGGAGGUACCCAAUUUAGUGCCUGCUCCUGGAGCAUUUGAAACUGUUGCCACGGGGAAGCCUACAGACAUUUCACCCCUGCCCCUCAAUCGGGAAACCUAUAAGACGUUGAAUGAGUCAACAUUACCCCAGUCAGAGAUGGGAUCAGUGUGUCUGAAUAGUGACAGGUCACCUCGGUCACUAUCUUCAGAGACUGAGUCAACUGUUUCAGAGAAUUGUGUUUUUAGUGAUUUCAGUGAUACAUCUCCAGUAAAGUCUCCUAAGGUUGUUGCCAGUACUGAUGCAACAUCAACACGAAUUAAUUCCUCGUUGAAGGCAUUUGACAGUUCUCAGAUUACCUCCUUACCGUCGAAUGCAACUGAAGAGUCUCAAGUCGAGCAGAGUCAGCCUACUUUAAACUCAGAAUCAAGCCAUCUGGAAGCACAAUCCCCAAUAAAUCCGUCUGAAGACUCUUCGGAAUAUGUUGAGCCAUUGUGUAAUCUUCAGAAUGAGGAACAGCUUGAAACGGAGAUGACGGGGGGUGUUAAAAAGGAGGAUUCGGAUGAAGACUGGAUGAAUGUUGAGCUUGAGGUGGAUCCGGACUCGGAAUCUGAUGAGGACUUGGAUCUAUUUCUCCCAGAUGAUCCUCCAGCAGAUCCUGUUCCUCGUCCUGAGCCAGAGCAUGAGCUCGAAGUCCCUUCAGCAUCGAUUACGUCUACAUUUGUCCCAGACGUUGUUCUCAGUGAUAAAGUCCAAAGACUCAAGGCAAUGUUGGCAGAACAAAUGAGACAGGUUGAAAAUAUUCGUAGGCAACGAACAAAUACGAAGUAAUGUAAAUUGUGUAGGACGGCGUUGAUCACAACGAACCUAUUUGGAUGACACAGCUAGUUAGAUGCCAGGACAGCGAAUAUCCCCGAACUGACAUCAUUCAGUAAACACUGUAAUUAUCGGAACUGAUGCAAAUGGCAUAAGAAUUCAUCUAGGUGCUAACGAGCCAAGACUCGUGUCAUAUUUACGCAAACAAUCUCAGGUUUUACAUAAUAUUUACAUUGGCGGUUGACCCAAAGCUCUGUGUCAGGAGUUGCACUGUAUGUGUCUUUGAGUAUGUCGGGAACUCACAUCGAAUGCGUUUAUUUUAGUUCAAUUUGCUUUCUCCUUCAUUUAAUCCACACUUUUGGGUCUAACUUUUUUCAAGCUAUGUUAUUCGUUGUUUUUACCGUUUUUAUGUUGUUCAGUUGCCAGUACCGGCGGGUCAGUAAAAUUGAAGCGUUCUGAUAGGCUGUAUCGGACGUUCGUUUCUUAAAUUAAAGAGGGAUUUUAUCUCCGGC
Haliotis rufescens (red abalone) is the source of this 3978-nucleotide messenger RNA. RefSeq lists its product as uncharacterized. Bases 140 to 3481 code for a protein of 1113 amino acids. The transcript has 3 exons. NCBI's taxonomy places the organism in Eukaryota, Metazoa, Mollusca, Gastropoda, Lepetellida, Haliotidae. The record is from RefSeq and is a predicted model, not a curated record.